GAGAGGCGUUCCCAUUUGACCGCGCACGCCACGCCCACCUCACCUACUAGUUCCUCCGCUGUUUGGCAUCCCAGAGAUGGUCCAAAGUGAUUCCUCAAGGGGGAAGGAGGUUGUUUGGAAGCCCCGUAAUGUAAUUGCGCGAUUCAUUCAUAAGAGUUUUUAGAAGUGGCGCAAAGGAGCGGCGUGUGUUAUCCUCGCUGUGGACUGUUUGUUGCAUUUUUGUCACCUUGAUCCAGAGGACUUCGCACAUCCUCUCAUCUUGCUCUCAUCAGCUUCAUCUUCCGCCCUUUGCCGCUUUUCUGUCUUGUUCUUCUGUUGGAGCUGCUGACAUGAAGCGCAGCUAACCCUGGAUGCCGUCGGCUCCUUCCACAUGUCGCGUCUUUUUUGUUUACUUUGAGCAACACACAACACACAGGCGCGCUGCACAGCAACUUAAAGUGAAAUAGACCACAGCACUUUGCUCCUGUGACAGCGCGAUCAAACAGAGGAAGAGGAGGAAGAGGAAGGAGGCAGGGAACGAGCAAAGGAAAGGAGGAGAGAGAGUGAGAGACUGUGCGAAGGUGCGUUUUGAUGUUUGGCAUCCACGACAGCAUCCAGAGGAGUGGGAGUAGUAUGAAAGAAGAGCCCAUGGUGGCCGGGAUGAACGCGGUUCGGACAUGGAUGCAGGGCGCCGGAGUGCUGGACGCCAACACAGCCGCCCAGAGCGGCGUGGGUCUCGCGCGGGCACACUUCGAGAAGCAGCCGCCCUCCAACCUGCGCAAGUCCAACUUCUUCCACUUUGUCCUGGCGCUGUAUGACAGACAGGGGCAGCCCGUGGAGAUAGAGAGGACGACUUUUGUGGACUUUGUCGAAAAAGAAAAGGAAACGACGGGGGAAAAGACCAACAAUGGGAUCCAUUAUAGACUGCAGCUCCUCUACAGUAACGGGAUCAGGACGGAGCAGGACUUGUAUGUGCGUCUCAUUGACUCCAUGACUAAACAGGCAAUUGUGUAUGAGGGCCAAGAUAAAAACCCGGAGAUGUGCCGCGUCCUGCUGACCCAUGAGAUCAUGUGCAGUCGAUGCUGUGAUAAGAAAAGCUGUGGAAACAGGAACGAGACCCCGUCAGACCCUGUCAUCAUCGACAGGUUCUUCCUCAAGUUCUUUCUCAAGUGUAACCAGAACUGCCUGAAGAACGCAGGGAACCCUCGAGACAUGAGGCGUUUUCAGGUGGUUGUGUCGACUACGGUAAGCGUGGAGGGUCACGUCCUGGCCGUGUCCGACAACAUGUUUGUGCACAACAAUUCCAAACACGGGCGCAGGGCUCGGAGACUGGACCCCUCUGAAGGCACACCCUCGUACCUUGAACACGCAACCCCCAGCAUUAAAGCCAUCAGCCCCAGUGAAGGCUGGACCACCGGGGGCGCAACGGUCAUCAUCAUUGGGGACAACUUCUUCGACGGCCUGCAAGUCAUCUUCGGAACCAUGCUGGUCUGGAGUGAGUUGAUCACUCCCCACGCCAUACGAGUGCAGACUCCGCCCAGACACAUCCCGGGGGUAGUGGAGGUCACGCUGUCCUACAAAUCCAAACAGUUCUGCAAAGGCACACCUGGGCGAUUCAUCUACACAGCGCUGAAUGAGCCUACCAUAGACUACGGCUUCCAGAGGUUACAGAAGGUCAUCCCCAGACACCCGGGAGACCAGGAGAGAUUACCCAAGGAGGUGAUUUUGAAGCGGGCGGCCGACCUGGUAGAAGCCUUGUACGGGAUGCCUCACAACAACCAGGAGAUGAUUUUGAAACGAGCAGCAGACAUUGCGGAGGCCCUGUAUACAACGGUCCCGCGGGGGCACAACCAGCUCACGGGUCUGGGCAGUGGUUCGGUGCAUGCGGGCAUGAUGGUCAACUCCUUCACCGGGUCAGAAGUGGCACAAACCGCUAACCAAGGUUUCAGUAGGAGUACAAGCAGUGUGUCCCCCCACGGUUAUGUCCCCAGCACCACUCCACAGCAGAGUAGCUACAGCUCUGUCUCCACUAGCAUGAAUGGCUACGCUAACUCUGGCAUGGCAACACUGGGCACCUCGCCCAACUUCCUCAAUGGAUCAGCAGGCAACUCGCCCUAUGCUAUUGUCCCGUCUAGUCCUACCAUGGCGUCGUCCACCAGUCUGCCUUCGAACUGCAGCAGCUCCUCCGGGAUCUUCUCCUUCUCCCCGGCAAACAUGGUGUCCGCCGCGGUCAAGCAGAAGAGCGCGUUCGCCCCUGUCGUCAGACCCCAAAACUCCCCUCCACCCACGUGCACCAGCGCCAACGGCAAUGGCCUGCAAGAUCAGUCUUUUGUGGACUCUAGCAAGUACUCCUCAGCCAGCUCUCUGCAGGGCCUGGCCUUCUCCUGAACGAUUCCGGGGAUGAUCGUCCCGCCCAUGUAGAGGAUCCGGGAUUUGGGAAUGCUGAAAGGAAAAACUGACAUGGUGACGGAGCCUGGCCAGUCAAAUGUUCGCACUCGGAGAAAGCGUCAAAAAAAACUCCUCAAACUCAGGCUUUUCCAUUUGGGAUUUUGCGAAAUGGGAAAGACACACAGCGGGACUAUAGUGACUUUAUGAUCUUACUUUGAUUUAGUGUAGCUUGUCCGACACCGUGUGAUGGGGUGUGUAGAGACUGAUAGUUUGUCCAAGGAGUGACACCGACCUCAUGAAAAAGAGCAUUUAUUUAUCUGUUAUUGUUUAAAAUGUAAGCUUUGGGUUUGAUUACCAGAGGCCCCACACCGUCUCGCCAUCCACGACUCACACAAACAACAAGAGGAGUUUGAAAAUGAAGUUUACGUAACAUCUCACAAUAGAAGUCUGAGCUGAAACCACAGAACAAAACGCGAGUGGAAUCAAGGUCAACAAAAACACAAAGGAUCAAAUCAACGUUCAACUCUACGCUGCUAUUUCUCCCUCAAGUCCAACCCACGAUUUCAACAUCAGGCCUUGGUUAUGUUGUUACUGGUGGUUUGGCUUUGUUUGUUCGUUUGACUUUUAAUAAAAAACUGUGAGGAUUGAGCUGUUUGCAAUAUGCUUUUUUGCUUGUCAUUUCAAAUUAGCCAAAUUUAUCUCUUUAUCUUUUUCUUUUUUUUUUUAAAGGUGCACUAUGUAAAUUUUUGGUUUGCGGUCCAUCACCUGCUUGGAUAUGCUAUGGAUAUGUCAUUGCUGGAAUGUUCCACAGUAUGACAUUUAACAGCUCUACCUUACAUUUAUUAAAUUACAGAUGGUUUUAUAGCAAAAAAUAUCUAGAAAAAUAGGCAUCAUGAGAGAAAUCUGACCUGUAACUUGGUUUGGUUUGGUCUUCAUGAUACUCGAACAGUUUAAUACUAUACUAUCUAGACAAAGCAAUAACAUCUCCAUGGAGAAAAGUGUUUGACAGGCCCUCCACCAGAAAAGUUACACAGUGCAGCUUUAACUUUUUGUUCAGUUUUUAAGAGAUUUUAGAAAAAAGACUUGAAAAGCCCAGAGGAUGUGUGCGUCCAGCCAGCACUGUACUGAAAGCAGUCUAGCGAAUAUCAAAUUAGAAUAAAAGUGUGAUAUAUGUGAUAUAUUUUUGUAUAUACAAAUCUUUUGGGUUUUCUUUCUUUUUUGCAAUAGCUCUAGUUUGAAAUGUAAAAUGUCUUAAGGCAGCUUCUCAGUACAGAUGAUAGAUUUACUGUGUGUUGUCAAAUCUCAUAUCUGCGAAACAUGAGAAACAUUUGGAUACAAAAGGGUUUUUUCUGUAAAAUAUCCUAUAAAUACUGUAUUUAUCCUUGUAUUUGUAAAUUGCCUCUCACGCCUGUUUUGUGUUGUGUGAAGUGGACACAUGUCAUUGUGUUUUGCGUUUCAUUCUAUUUAAAUGUGACUUUUUUACCAUUUUGUUUUUGUAUGUACCACGCUUCCAUUUUGUUGACUCAAAAAUCCAUUGUCUAUUUUUGUAUGAUUUGUAAGUUAAUAAACCCUUUCAGUUUUAUGUUCUUUUACCAAAUGUUUAUUGUAUGGCAAAAAGUAGCAUCUUACUCAGAGUAUUUGGUUGAAGUAGUUUUUUUUAAUGAAUAUAUACACACAUUAAUAUAUAUUGUAAAUUUAUAUCUUUUGGUUUGAGGCUUUGAUAAUGAUAAUAUGCAUGGGUUCUUCUCCUGAGUGACACUUUUUAUUUUGUGUGCAAACCAAGAGGACUUAUGAAAAUGCAAUGUUACUUUUUCCCUUAUUUUUCGUUGCUUCCCAUCCGUCCUGUACUUUCUUUUCUUGUUAUUUAUGCCUGCUAACAUGCUGUAUCUAUAAAUUUCUUUUUCAUUUCUGUCACUGUAAUCUGUACCAGCAGUCUAGAUGCCUUAACAAUGCAAAACCCAUUCUUUCAUUCAAUCAUGUGUACAGUUUUCUACCCGUCACCACAAUUGUCUAUUGCCACAAAAGGAAUUCAUGGGAAACUUUGAGGGGGACAGACAAGCACAAAAACGUACUCUCAACUUUGUUUGGUGGUUUCGAAAAAGCCAGACUAAGAAUACAAAGAGCCAUAAUUCAACUAUCAGCCCUUCGUAAGACUCUUUGACUUUGAAGGACGAGUCUACACAGUGUCUCGCAGUUUUGUAGCCAUUAUGUAGCUUUUUUUUUUUUGCCUUUUUUUUGGCCUUUUUUUAUUGUUCACAAUCAACAUAGCAACAGAUAAAUGUAAUAUAGGGCAGCACAAUUCAAGAAAAGUUAAAACGAAAGACACCAAUCCUAUUUAGCAGAAGUGGGUAGAGAAAAUUGUACUUAAGUAUUGUUACUUCAGUGAAAAAUUACAGUUAAACGAAAAGGGGGAAAAAAGAAUUCUAACAAGAUGCAGAUCAUUUUUGAAUGUUGCACAAUACUUAUGCACAUACGUUUAUUUAUGUAUUUUUUACCCAAAACAGUGAACUAUUUUUGAAGAUUUUUUUUUUAAAUGUGGCACCAGAGUUUUAAUUUUUAGCUAAAACAUUUUUUGUGUGUGACCUACUCACUAAAAAACCACAUUGCUCAAAUAGAUGUAAAAAAAAUAUAUGGUUUAGCAAUGUACAGUUAGCAGGAGGUCUAUUUCUCUCAGUUAAAGGUAACUCAUACUCACUUCUGCUAUUUAGUGUAACGAUACAGUUUCAUUACAACCUUUGUGAACAAGUGUGCAGGCAUGAAAGUUAGCUGAUCGCGCUGUCAGCCACUCCUCUACAGCUUUUGUGUGUCUUGAAUCUGUUACCAUACACAGAAUAGGGCUUUUCUCUUGCUUUUCUUUUUACUGAAGCCUGGUUUUGUUAAGUGGCCAGAAUGGAGGGUUUUAACAGAGGCGCCCGCUGACAGACAAGUGUUUUUGGGGCACUGGUGCUGGUGCGGGACAGGGCAUAGAGGAGAGGUGAGGGAGGGGCUGCACAGUAUCCGUUUCAAAUGAACUGCAGAGGUCUGUUGUCAUACAAUGGCUUCUUUGUAAAGGCGAAGUAAAGGUCCAUCCUGAUUAUGAAUAUUGGAAAUGGGUGAUGAAGUUUUGUACUUAGGUAACAAACAAAAAAGAUGCAAACCAAAUAGCUGGUGUCUAUUUUUCCUCUGUUUUGUCUUUGACUGCAAAUACACUGAACAGCUCGAUGAUAUAAGGGAAGAAAAAAUCUACUGUAUAGAUUGUUAUUGUUUUUGAUGAAAUUUGAGCUGUAAGAUAACUUUUGGACUCUCACAAUGUUGAAUUAAAGUUACCUCUUGUCUGUGAC
This is a messenger RNA of Boleophthalmus pectinirostris (great blue-spotted mudskipper), 5687 nucleotides long. It is a transcript of the gene ebf1a, whose product is annotated as EBF transcription factor 1a. Gene Ontology annotation, molecular function: RNA polymerase II cis-regulatory region sequence-specific DNA binding; DNA-binding transcription factor activity, RNA polymerase II-specific. NCBI's taxonomy places the organism in Eukaryota, Metazoa, Chordata, Actinopteri, Gobiiformes, Gobiidae. Gene Ontology annotation, biological process: regulation of transcription by RNA polymerase II. Bases 571 to 2367 code for a protein of 598 amino acids. The record is from RefSeq and is a predicted model, not a curated record. The transcript is spliced from 17 exons.